GUGGCGUCAUAAAUUACAGUAAAUUACAGUACAUUUAACCAGAUCCUUACCGAACAACAACCUCCCUCUCUCCUCACUGCCACCUCAGUUUAGGCAUCUUCCAGCAACGGCGUAUCUUUGCCUCAUCGACUUGGACAAGUUGUCAUUGCCCAACUACGUACAAGGCUCGACUCGAGUGUCACUGCAGUACGAUUGACGUUGCGUCUUGCUUGCCUGCCUAAAGGUGGUGCGGGGUAACCGGGACAGGGUACAUGAACUGAGCUCCCUCCCGCCGCGGAUGACGUGAACUUAUAACGACCUCCAAACGACUUACCAGUUACACCCAACUUCACUUCUGCAAACCACAUCGACACACACCAGUCGCAAACUCAACCGCCUUCAACAUCUACUUUUCUCAACUAUAUCGCAUAUCAAAGAAACCACCCACUUAAUCAACAAAUUACACCAACCACCACGAUGGCGCCCCCAUUAAGCCCCGCCACCAUCCUCUCCAACAUGGCCGCCGCCCUGCCCACGCACGCCAAAGACGACACGACCUCGGACCUCAGCAGCUCCCUCGACGCCGUCGCCCUCUUCGUGCACGCCGCCAUGAUCUCCGUGGGCUUCCGCCUGCUCGGCUUCUCCGAAGACAGCAAGCCCGAAGAACAAGCCGAGUGCCAAUCCCUCGCCCCGCGCCUGCCUGGCACUUGGAACCGCAGCCUGUCCUCGCACUGCUUCGUCUACGCACACGAACAAUCGUCGAUGCGUUUUGUGAUUCGCGUCGACCGCAUGGGCUCCAAGAUUGAGAUCCGUGGGUUGGGGGUCGGCGACGAGCGUAUUGCGCGGUUUGAAAUUACGACUAGGGAUUUUGUUUCGGCUGCUGCUUUGCCUAUUCGGAUUACUAUGUCUGAAGAUGGAAAGGGGGAAGAGGACCGCUCUGACCUGCCAGAGAAGUUAAAGAAGGUGUUCAUCUCCGAGGAACGCAUCGCCGACCUAGCAUCGCUGCUCAAGGUAAACAUCAUCCAGCGCCUUGUUCCCGGUCUGCAAAAGGAGGGGUACCAAGAGGAGGAGAAUCCCGACGACCGCGCUGCCAGACAAGAUGCGGAUGAAGCUGGUCGUCGCGCCGGUGGCUCUCGUAACCCUCCUCCCAUGAUGCCCGACCCAAUGCCCCAGCCUGCUCAACCAUACCCCUACCCGCACGACCUCGACCCGCCUGCCCGUCGACCGAUUCCAGCCGGAGACUUCCCCCCGCCGGACUUUGAGGAUGAAUAUGAGAUCAACCGCCACCCUCGCGGCGGCCUACCGGGUCUGGUUGGCGGACCCAAUCCAGGAGGAAGAAGCGAUUACGGAAGAAGUGACCUAUAUCCAGCCGGUCUGGGACCAGAUGAUCCGAUUAGGGGAUCGUUUGCGCCGCCGCUCGGUGGACUACCAAGACCCGGAGGGAGAGGACCUGGUGGGUUUGGAACAGGUGGCAUGCACCCGACUUUUGAUGAUCCGCUUUUCCAGGGCCCGCGAGGAGGAGACGACGAAGGAGGUUAUGAUGACCAAGCGCCGCCGGGGGCUAGGUGGGAUCCUGUUGGUCCUGGAGGGUUUGGCGGUUUCGGAGGGGAUAUCAUCUAAUUGUGGGAAGUAAGCUGAAAGGACACGGUUUGUGUUCUGGGUUUAUAUGUCGUGCCGUGUCUUGAUAUUAGGGUUUGGUAUGAAGGACAGGAGUCAGUCUACCUAACGAGGGAUGGUCACGAAAACAAAGGCAGAGGAGAGAGAUGGGAGGAUGCACCUGGCGGGAUACGAGUUGCGACACUGCGGGACGAAACUCUGUUAUAACGAUGUUGGUGUAUGUAUUAACAUGCCAAGCGCUCAGUUGGUGAGCAUUAAGUGGAACCGAGAACUGGUGUCUGGAUGGAACGUGUCCAUUGGUGACCGAAGGAACUUUUCAAGUUAUAGUCGAGAUAAAUUGAACAAACAUUAUUAAAAAUA
Neurospora tetraspora is the source of this 1956-nucleotide messenger RNA. Its product is annotated as PI31 proteasome regulator N-terminal-domain-containing protein. The record is from RefSeq and is a predicted model, not a curated record. Bases 457 to 1599 code for a protein of 380 amino acids. Gene Ontology annotation, molecular function: endopeptidase inhibitor activity; proteasome binding. The transcript has 2 exons. Gene Ontology annotation, biological process: proteasome-mediated ubiquitin-dependent protein catabolic process. Lineage: Eukaryota; Fungi; Ascomycota; Sordariomycetes; Sordariales; Sordariaceae.